Molecule: messenger RNA, 1661 nt
Organism: Rubroshorea leprosula
Lineage: Eukaryota; Viridiplantae; Streptophyta; Magnoliopsida; Malvales; Dipterocarpaceae
Source: the annotation of a GenBank genome assembly
AAAUAACGGCUUCCUAGAUUUGUGCGACUGAAAUAGCCGGAGCUUCCUGGUGACUGCGCUGACUGAGAGGUACUCAAAGACUUUCCUAAUUGCCGACGAUCGGAAAAAUGUCGCCUGCAUUGUUCCCGGAAUUAGUCACCGAUAUUCUCCUCCGCCUUCCUGUGAGGUCUCUCCUCCGAUUCAGAUGCCUUUCCACAUCACUUUGCACUGAAAUCGACAGUCCAUAUUUCAUCAAGAAUCAUCUCAACAGAUCAAUCCAAAUGGGAACUAGACAAAAGCUAACCGUCUUCAACGAAGAUUUCAUGGACACCACCGAUUUCUACACCGCUGAUAUUGAUGACGACCUCAAAGCUGCCUCGCUGCUUAACAACCCAUUGAAAUCUCCUCAUCACUGCACCCUCAUAUGCGGGUCUUGCAAUGGUUUGAUUCUCUUGGGUAUGAUUCUAAAACCCUUCUUGGGAGUCUUCUUGGGAGCAAAUCCAACCAUGGAUCUUGCCAUUUGGAAUCCAUUUACUAGGCGGUAUAAGAAAUUGCCGCUUUGUCCAGUCCAAACCCUUCCUUGGUAUAAACAAUUCUUGAGUUUUGGUUUAGGGUAUGACUCUGCUCUUGAUGACUACAAGGUUAUUAUGAUUUCACAUGUUGAAGAAUCCAAUCAUGAUUCUUUUCAAGUCUGGGUUUUUAGUCUGAAAUCUAAUUCUUGGAGAAGGAGUCGAGAUGUUCUGCCGGGGGAAGAAAAUUGUACAAGUGAUAAGCGGGGAGAAAUUGCAUCUGGUAGUUGGAGGAAAGAAUUCAACGUGGAGGAAGAGAUGAUGAUUAGGGAUGAUGUUAUCCAUCCUUUGCUUUUGGCUUAUUCAAAAGAGAGAAAAAGCAUUCUUCUGCUUAAUAAAGAAAAUGGGUUUUUUUGGUAUAAUUUUGAAAACAAAACAAGACAAAAGGUGGAGAUUCCUGGGAUGCCUGAGGAGAUGCUUGAGGUUCAGACCUACAAAUACCAUGUUGGCUUGGAAAGCCUUGUUUCUCUAGGCAAUGAUAGUGCAUUUGAUGGGGCAGCUGAGGAAGUGAUAAUAGAUGAUUAAGAUGUCUUUUGGGUGGUUCAAGUUUGCACAGACUAAUAGCUGUAAAGUGGACAUGUUUUUGGUUACCAAGGAUGAUAGUGUUUCUGUGAAAUUCCAUGACAAUUCCAGUUUUGUUUGAUACUAUUCCUUGAAAAUCCUAGUUAGUACCUUUUGCAGCAUUUUGCGUGGUUUGAAAUGGGGCAUUGGAAAUUCCAUUUAAAUUCUAGUUCUCCAAGAAUUUUAAGUGUACGUAUAUACUCCCCCUUAUAAUUUAGACCAGAACUUCCAGCCUCAUGCAUUGGGUAUGUUUUUGUUUCUUUUCAUGUAUUUAAGUGGGUUCUCUGCUUUAAGAAUUUAUGGAAUUGCCUGUUUGGAGGGCUCCUAAUAUUCCAAAAGCUAUCCAAGGAAUCACUGUCAAUGGUGGAGAAGAUAAAAUGAGGUGGACAAAAAAUGGUUCAGGUACUUUUUCUGUUGGUAGAUGUUAUGAGCUCAUGAGAAGAAAAAAAGGCUGCUCUUCCGUGCCUUAGAUGUAUUUGGUUUGGUAGUAACAUACCUAAUCAUUCUUUUGUAGUUUGGCUGACGUUUCCCUUUUUUAUUUUUGGCCAGAAA